AAGGAAAGCAGCUCGAGCGUUUUAGCUCAAAACGCCAUCUUACUUAGGCUGGGGGUUUUAAAUAGGGAAACAAGCAGUGACAGAGCUCGAAGGUUUGAUUUGGCUGAAGAUAAAUUUCUGCCGUGACUCUGGAGUCAGAAUAAUGGCUUUUUGGUGUUUUUAAACGAAAAAAGUGAAAGCGCGUCAGGAAAAUCGACACCGGUUGGCCUGAAGCUAGCUAGCCAGAGGGUGGGUGGAGGGUGAGAAUAUUUUUUUUUUCCGCUGGAAGAAGUUAUUUGUUUAUGUUAUUCAACAUGGACAUGUCCUCUUCAAAUCCAGAGUUAGCAGACCCUAAUCUGGGUAUGGGCGCAAGUGGAGCCCAAACAAGUGGCGUGGCUGUGGCACCGAAGGGGACCAACAAAAGACGAGCUGUGGCAGACACUGAUGAAGAAGAAGGAAACAAAAUGAUGAGAUUUGAUGAUGAAACAGGGGGCUCCAGUAGUGAAAAAGAGCGCUUUGCCAGGGAGAAUCACAGUGAGAUUGAGAGGCGGCGGCGGAACAAGAUGACUGCUUACAUCACCGAAUUGUCAGAUAUGGUACCCUCGUGCAGCGCAUUAGCACGGAAACCAGACAAAUUAACCAUCCUGCGAAUGGCCGUUUCCCAUAUGAAGACUCUUAGAGGAACUGGCAACACCAAUACUGAUGGGUCAUACAAACCUUCCUUUCUCACUGAUCAGGAACUGAAGCACCUUAUCUUGGAAGCAGCCGAUGGUUUCCUGUUUGUAGUGUCGUGUGAGACAGGCCGCAUUGUUUAUGUCUCUGACUCGGUUACACCUGUUCUCAAUCAGCCACAGUCGGAAUGGCUGGGCUCCUCUCUUUAUGAUCAGCUCCACCCAGACGACACAGAAAAGCUCAGGGAGCAACUCUCCACCUCAGAGAACAAUAACACAGGGAGGAUGCUGGACUUAAAGACAGGAACAGUAAAGAAGGAGAGUCAGCAGUCGUCAGCCAGAAUGAAUAUGGGAGCCCGUCGGUCAUUCAUCUGCAGAAUGAGGUGUGGCACGUGUCCAGUGGAACCCAUGUCGAUGAAUAGACUCGGCUUUCUAAGGAAUAGAAACAGGAAUGGUUUGGGUUCACCUAAGGAAGGGGAGCCCCAGUACGUAGUGGUCCACUGUACAGGAUGCAUCAAGUCCUGGCCCCCUGGAGGUGUAUCAUUAACAGAUGAGGAAGCAGACAACAAUCAGGGGAGCCGCUACUGUUUAGUUGCCAUUGGGAGAUUACAGGUUACUUGUUGCCCAGGUGACACGGACCUCAACAGCAUCAGCGUUCCAAUCGAGUUCAUCUCCCGCCAUAACUGCCACGGUUUGUUUACCUUCGUAGACCAUCGCUGCGUUGCCUCUACUGGCUAUCAACCCCAGGAUUUGCUGGGAAAGAAUAUCCUGGAGUUUUCCCACCCUGAGGACCAGGGUUUGCUGAGAGACAGCUUCCAGCAGGUGGUGAAGAUGAAAGGCCAGGUGUUGUCUGUGAUGUUUCGGUUUUGCUCCAAAUCAAGAGAAUGGAUCUUGAUGAGAACGAGUUCCUUUACUUUCCAGAACCCUUUUUCAGAAGAGAUUGAGUAUAUCAUCUGUACCAAUGUGAAUGUCAAAAACUCAACCCAGGACCCCCUCACUCCUAUCUCCUCCCCGGGGGCUCCGAUGCCUCUGGGUCAGAGCAGCUCAAACGGUCAUGCUGUGGUGCACAGCCCGGGGCAGAUGGCCACCAGACAGUUGCAGCAGCAGCAGGCCGACUUUGAGGGAGAUGGGGCAAGAGAUGGGGUGUAUGAAGCAAGACCAAGCACCCACGCACAGAUUCAGCCAGUGACACCAGCAGGACCAGACCACAGCAAAAGCAUAGAGAAGCUGGAGCUCUACCCCUCCCUCUUUUCAGGACCAGAUCAAGCCAAGCGCAGCCCCUCCAGCUCGACUCCAUCCACUCAGAUUUAUGCCAACAACUUUGCUGCUGGUCGAUCCAGCGAGACGUACAGAUCGGUCAGUAUGACUCCACAGAGUGUGCAGCCAACACACCCAGCGGGGCCAUUGCUGACUCAUAUGUCUCGUCAUAACGGAGCCCCACAGUCUGUUACCCCAUCAAGCACCAACAGCUCCCUCCACGGGGGCUCAGGAGGAGGAUGGGCCGGGGCUGGAGCCAGACCACAGUUUAAUAACCAGCAGGUGGCGCCGCAGGCAGCAAAGACCAUGCCCCCACAGUUUCCCCACAUGGUAGAAUUUGGAGGUAGCUCUUCUAACGCCUUUGGCCAGAUGCCCACGGGUGCUGCUCCCACCCCCACCAACAGCACAAACUACCCUCAAAUGAAUUCUCGUGCCAGCCUCAACACCAACGGCUACGAUGGUUCCCAGUCUGGGGCGCAGUUCCCCUCCCGGGCAGCGGAGGCAGUGUGGCCUCAGUGGCAGGGCCAGCAGCACACUCAGAGUAGCGCAGAGCAGCAUCCUCACGCUCAGGGAAACCAGCAGGAUAUGUUUCCUGAUGUGCUGUCUAUGCUCGACCAGCCUGCCAACUUCAACAGUGAUGACUUUGAGAUCCCCAUCUACCCGCCAUAUAACGAGUGACCCGGUCAAGCCUCGUCCGCUGGUCUUCCUCUUCGUCUUCUGCUCUCGCUUCACUUCAGGCGCUCUGCUUCUACCUUCUUCCUAACUUCCUUCUCUUUGAGUGGCUAAAAGCUGCGAGCCACUGAAAGUAUUUUUACUGCACAUGUAUAGGGGAAGAAUAUCAAGAAUUUACUUGUUUAAAAUAUGAUUUUUCACAGUAUUUCAGUUGUCAAAAGAGACUGCUCUAGCUAGCACUACCCAAAGCUUAACAACGUAUGUUGUUGAUGUGAUAUCAGUAUAUUACGAGUAUAUAAAUGUUUUGCCACGCACAAUCACCCGACCACACUUGAAUAGACCGCACAAAAACACCCUCUGGUAAACGUACACACAAAGGCCUUUUAUUCUGAUGUCAGUGGUUAUUCUCAGGCAUAGAUUAAGAGACAAUAUAUAUAUAUUUUCCUUUUUGAUAUUCUGACUAAUAAGUUCAGCCAAUGAUGUAAAGUAUUGGGGAAAUAG
Messenger RNA from Nematolebias whitei (Rio pearlfish), 3080 nucleotides. It is a transcript of the gene arnt, whose product is annotated as aryl hydrocarbon receptor nuclear translocator. The record is from RefSeq and is a predicted model, not a curated record. The transcript is spliced from 20 exons. NCBI's taxonomy places the organism in Eukaryota, Metazoa, Chordata, Actinopteri, Cyprinodontiformes, Rivulidae. The coding region runs from base 282 to 2585 and encodes 767 amino acids. Gene Ontology annotation, biological process: regulation of transcription by RNA polymerase II. Gene Ontology annotation, cellular component: cytoplasm; aryl hydrocarbon receptor complex; nucleus. Gene Ontology annotation, molecular function: RNA polymerase II cis-regulatory region sequence-specific DNA binding; protein dimerization activity; DNA-binding transcription factor activity, RNA polymerase II-specific.